Ctenocephalides felis (cat flea) is the source of this 1236-nucleotide messenger RNA. RefSeq names its product Golgi SNAP receptor complex member 1-like. Lineage: Eukaryota; Metazoa; Arthropoda; Insecta; Siphonaptera; Pulicidae. The record is from RefSeq and is a predicted model, not a curated record. The transcript has 3 exons. The coding region runs from base 57 to 317 and encodes 86 amino acids.
GUCAAAUAAACGUAACCGCCAUUAUGAAUGUAGGUUUUAAUAAGUGAACUAAAAUAAUGGCUGUAAAGGCGCAAACAAUGAGCUGGGAAGAUUUGCGAAAGCAAGCUCGGCAUUUAGAAAACCAUGUGGAUUUAAAAUUGGUAGCUUUUUCUAAAAUGGGGAUAUCUUCCCCUGGGUGCUUAUCCUCUGGAGGAAGCGAUAAAUCACCCCUGCUCGUAGAACAUAUUUGUGAUAAUAUGGCUAUGGAAAUCGACGGAAUGUUGGAUAAGCAUAACUUGUUAUGGAUUGAGUAUAAAUACCAGUUAACUGAUACCUAGGCCUGACCCUAACAUAUGUGGUUCUGGGAACGCUUUAAUAUGUGCAAUCUCAUCAUUGCCUGUAGAUAAAACAUAUUCCGCUUGCGGUUCUCUAAUAACGCCAGAAAUAUAAAAAAUUACAGGAAUGUUACCAAAGUAUUUUCCAAAAAAAACACUGCUGAAAAAAAUGAAGUACAUUUUAUUUCCAGCAUAAGAUAAAGCACAGUUAUAUAAAUGCAAAUCAAAGUGAUAACAUGGUGAUAACAUGCUUGAGUUAGGAGAACAAAUCAGGAAUAUUGAUUAUCAGGUUGAUUUCAAGGCUUUUGAAUAAGUAUUAUCAAUGCUAAAAAAGUUACCUGAGCCUAGUAAUGCAUCCCCAUGAUAAAAUAAAAUCAAUGGAAGGUAAAGAAGGGCAGCAAUUACAACAGAAUCAAAAUGAGCCUUUAACAAGACUACAAAACAAUGGCAAUAAACUUAAUAAAAAAAGAUGAAAUUAGGUAUGAUGUGGUAUCACCAGGUUAUUUUUUUAACUGUUACGUCUACUGAUGUGUUCAACGUUGCAAAAUAACAUGCUUAAGGCUUUUGAAUAAAUAUUAUUAUUGCUAAAAAAAGUUACCUGAGCCUAGUAAUGCAUCCCCAUGAUAAAAUAAAAUCAAUGGAAGAGAUAAAGAAGGACAGCAAUUACAACAGAAUCAAAAUGAGACUUUAACAAGACUACAAAACAAUGGCAAUAAACUUAAUAAAAAAAGAUGAAAUUAGGUAUGAUGUGGUACAACCAGGUUAUUUUUUUAACUGUUACAUCUACUGAUGUGUUCAAUGUUGCAAAAUAACAUGCUUAAGGCUUUUGAAUAAGUAUUUUCAAUGCUAAAAAAUUUACCUGAGCCUAGUAAUGCAUCGCCAUGAUAAAAUAAAAUCAAUUGUAGGUAAAUAAGACAGCAAU